This is a messenger RNA of Malus domestica (apple), 2352 nucleotides long. Its product is annotated as F-box/FBD/LRR-repeat protein At1g13570-like. NCBI's taxonomy places the organism in Eukaryota, Viridiplantae, Streptophyta, Magnoliopsida, Rosales, Rosaceae. The record is from RefSeq and is a predicted model, not a curated record. Gene Ontology annotation, molecular function: protein binding.
GAAAAACCCAAACUUGAACAGCAACCGGGCAACUAGCCGCGGAUUUCUGUGCGCGCUGCUGAUAGAAAAGGAACUCGGAAAUGAGAAAUGAUCCGAGCUCGAAACCCGAAAGUCUAAACUGAAUCCCCAGAUACAUACACUCCAAACCUCGUCUCUCCUUCAUAUCCUUCUCCCCAGUCGAUUGAGUUUAAAUAUACGAAUGGGAGAUUUUUCGGGUUGUGAUUUGAUAAGCAAUUUGCCUCAAAGCAUAAUAGAGAGCAUUCUUACGCGUCUCCCGAUCAGAGACGCUGUAAGAACUAGCUGCUUAUCAAGGAAGUGGAGAUACAAAUGGACUACUAUCACUCAUCUUUCAUUUGACGAAAAAUGUGUCACUAUAUCAAAUGACCGAGCUCUUGUUGAGAAAAGCCUCAUAGAUUUUGUUACUCGAGCUCUCUUUCUUCACCAAGGACCCAUUCACAAGUUCCAGCUUUCAACUUCUUAUUUGCAGAGCUGCCCGGAUAUUGAUCAAUGGAUACUUUUCCUUUCGAGGAACGAUAUCAAAGAGUUGGUUCUUGAGUUGGGUGAAGGUGAGUGGUUUAGGGUGCCUUCGUGCCUUUUUUACUGUAAAAAGUUGACCCGUCUGGAGCUAUUUCGCUGUGAGUUGGAUCCGCCUCCUUCUUUUAAAGGAUUUUUGUGUUUGAAGAGCCUCGAUCUUCAUCAGGUUUUGGUUACUCCUGAUGCAAUCGAAAGUCUUAUUUCCAGUUGCCCUCUACUUGAGAGUCUGGCUUUGUCGUACUUCGAUAGCUUAGCUCUAAACAUCCGUGCUCCAAAUCUCAGAUAUUUGUGUCUUGAAGGCGAAUUUAAGGAUAUCUGUCUUGAAAAUACUCCGCUUUUGGUUGCCAUGUCUGUUGCUAUGUAUAUGACUGACGGCAUUGCUGAGCACUUUGAGCAAAGUUCAAAUUGCAAUUUUAUCAAGUUUCUUGGUGGCAUUCCACUUCUUGAGAGGCUUGUUGGGCAUAUCUACUUUACGAAGUAUUUGAGUGUAGGUAAUGACCUAGGAAUUCUUCCGAUUACUUACAAUCGUUUAAAGAUUAUCGAAUUAUAUCAAGUAAGUUUCGAAGAUAUGAAUGAGAUACUAGUUGUUCUUCGCUUGAUUUCGAGCGCUCCCAACUUAAAGGAACUUCAAAUCUCGGGAUCUUCAAAUGCUUUAGCAGCAAUAGAAGCGUCCGACUUGGAUUUCUGGGAGAAACAAUGCCCUUCUGACUGCACAUUCCGAAGGCUUAAAGUUGUGAAGAUGACAGAUAUGUCUGGAGUGCCACAUGAGAUGGAAUUCAUCAAAUUUUUGUUGAAGAAAUCGCCCGUGCUUGAGAUGAUGAGCGUCAUGCCUUGCGCGUAUGGUUUGGAAGGACGGAUGAACUUGUUGAUUGAGUUGGUGAGGUUUAAACGGGCAUCUCCUGAAGCAGAAAUUAUCUUCAUCCAAGAUUAGUUUGGAGUCAAUUUGUUUGUUUGAGAGAGCUGGCCCGUUCAAUUGUGUUCUUGACAAAUGACAAUUUAUUGAUAUUUUUGUCUACAAAAUUGGAUGAUCAAAUGGAAAAUUUUACAGGGAUUCCCUUAGAAUUGAAGGCACUGCCGCCAACUGCCGUGGUUGGUAAGAUGCAGCAAAUACCAAACAGAUAAAGGAACUUUAACAAAAAGUUCCCGGUACUGUUCACUUUAGCAGAGAUUCCCAAACACACCUAGACCAAUUGGCAUACCAGCUCCGAACAGAGUUGAGACUUAAUUUUUCAGUCAAAUAUGGAACUACAAUUAGUUCAAUGACGCUCGGUUGGAUGGAGUCUCUCUUUAUGGGCAGAAUAUUUAUGGGCAGUUCACAAGAGGGUGUGGAAUUACUUGAACUCCAUGUUGCGGGCGAAGCGUGAGGAACUGAAAGGGAGAGUGGACAUAAGCAGGGGGAAAUAGUGAAGCUGUAGCGUUGUAAAAUCAUCGACAGAACAAUCUUCACUUCAGUGGUUGCAAAGUUCAUGCCUGCGCAAAUCAAGGUCCCGUUGCAAACGGUAAGAAUGCUGCUAUGCUAUUGUUAGUAGCUUUAGCAACUCCUUGCACAAAGCGGUCGGGUUUGAAAAGUUGCACGUCUUGCCCCCAAAAUUCAGGCUCAUGUUGGAUUGCUAGAGUUGGGAAGACCACUUCAACAUUGGCAGGAACAAUGAGCUUUUCCAAUCGAACCUCCCUAUCGACUUUCCUCUCGAUGGAAACAACCGGAGUAUAUAAUCUUAGAGACUCGUUGAUGAUCGUACUUACUGUUUUUAGUUUGGCAAUGCCACCAGGAUUCGGAUUUUGUCUGCCAAAUAAUUCAAGUACCUCCGUUCUUGCUUC